Linnemannia hyalina is the source of this 468-nucleotide messenger RNA. The record is from the annotation of a GenBank genome assembly. Lineage: Eukaryota; Fungi; Mortierellomycota; Mortierellomycetes; Mortierellales; Mortierellaceae.
AUGUUCGCUGUUCGCUCCAUCCGCGCCCCUUUGGCUCGCGUCACCCUCCGCGCUACCCCCGUCGCCCGCUUCUCUGCCCUCUCUGUCCGCUUCGGUGGUCACCACGAGGUGAAGAUCCAGCAGGGACCCGGUGCCGCUGCCGGUGCCACUCCCACUGACUUGGACCAGUCCACUGGUUUGGAGCGUGCUGAGAUUUUGGGAAAGAUGCAGGGCAAGGAUAUCUUCGAUCUUGCUCCCUUGGAGGUCCACGUCCGUGGUACCAAGGCCAACCCCACCAUCAUCCACUCCCGUGAUCCCAUCCGUUAUGUCGGAUGCGCUGGUGUUCCCGGCGAGACCCACGAGGUUCAGUGGCUCCUCAUUGACGAGACCCACGAGUUUGACCGUUGUGACCAGUGCGGCAACGUCUACAAGUGGACUGCCUAUGAGCCCGAUGAGAACUUCCCCGGUAACCACGGUCACCACCACUAA